Ixodes scapularis (black-legged tick) is the source of this 474-nucleotide messenger RNA. Its product is annotated as cytochrome c oxidase subunit 6A1, mitochondrial. Lineage: Eukaryota; Metazoa; Arthropoda; Arachnida; Ixodida; Ixodidae. Gene Ontology annotation, molecular function: enzyme regulator activity. The transcript has 3 exons. The coding region runs from base 62 to 397 and encodes 111 amino acids. Gene Ontology annotation, biological process: mitochondrial electron transport, cytochrome c to oxygen. Gene Ontology annotation, cellular component: mitochondrial inner membrane. The record is from RefSeq and is a predicted model, not a curated record.
GUCGAAUCCACAUCCAUAACUGCAUCCACAGCGAGUGGGGAAGAAGGACAAGCAGGACAUCAUGGCGAGCAUGAAUUUUGCCCAGUUUCUUCGAUAUUUCUCGAGCUCUGCUAUCCGAUAUGCGAAGCCCGGGGAAGCAGGAAGCGCCCAUCUCGCGGCCCAGAAGAUGUGGAGGAACCUGACGUUCUUCGUGGCUUUCCCCGCGAUUGGCCUGUGUGCCCUCAACGCCUACCUGGCCGAGAAGGAACACCACAAGCACUUCCACCGACCAGAGUUCAAGAAGUAUGAGUACCUCUACAUCCGGACCAAGAGAUUUCCCUGGGGAGAUGGCAACCAUGGCCUGUUCCACAACCCCAAGGUGAACGCCCUGCCGGAAGGCUACGAGGACGAACUGUAGCGCCACCACCGUCCACAGAAGAGGGAACACUAGGAAAGCUAGAACCCAGCAUUACACGAAUAAAGGAAGUCACCAGU